AAGAAGCAUCGGUGGCAGUAACUGUCAUCACUGUGAUUCAUUGCAAGAGCUACCGGAGCAGCCAUAGCAGCCAUAACUAAAUGCUGCUACCGUUGGCUAAAGCUAGCUAGAAGGUGCUAGCGUUAGCUAACGUCAUUCUGCCAGGCUGUGUGUAUUCGGCUGUAGCUAAAGCAUGAGCAUAGCACGGCAAGUCCUGAAUUGCUCCAAGUUUGCCUGUCAUUCCGCUAAAAUAAACUGCAGAAGAAGGUUUUGUACUUCACAGCAUAUUAUGACGUCACGGCACACACACUCAAAAAGAAUUGAGGGACUGGACAAGAAUGUCUGGGUGGUGUUUACGUCAGUGGCAGCGGACCCAUCCGUUGUCAACCUGGGCCAAGGCUAUCCAGACAUCCCUCCACCUUCUUACGUCAAGGAGGCACUAGCGGAGGCUGCAUCAGUGGACAGGAUGAACCAGUACACCAGAGGCUUUGGUCAUCCAUCUUUGGUGAAGGCCCUUUCUCAGGUUUAUGGGAAGGUCUAUGGGCGCCAGAUUGACCCCUUCAAAGAAAUCCUGGUCACAGUAGGAGGUUACGGUUCCUUAUUCAGCACCAUGCAAGCACUGGUGGAAGAGGGAGAUGAGGUCAUCAUAAUAGAACCUUUCUUCGAUUGCUACGUACCAAUGGUGCGAAUGGCAGGGGCCAAGCCUGUGUUGAUACCGUUACGCCUUAAGUCUGGAAAGAAGACAAUCACAAGUGCAGACUGGUUUCUUGACCCAGAUGAGCUUUCCAGUAAAUUCAACUCUAAGACAAAGGCCAUCAUCAUCAACACCCCCAACAAUCCUAUUGGGAAGGUUUUCACUAGAGAUGAGCUGCAGAUGAUUGCUGACCUCUGUAUUAAACAUGACACUCUGUGCUUCAGUGAUGAGGUCUACGAGUGGCUCAUCUACAGGGGACACCAACAUAUCAAAAUUGCCACUCUGCCUGGAAUGUGGGAUAGAACCAUCACCAUCGGCAGUGCGGGGAAAACAUUUAGCGUUACUGGAUGGAAGCUUGGUUGGUCUAUAGGACCUGAGCACUUGAUGAAGCAUCUUCAGACCGUCAUGCAGAAUACUCUGUACACCUGCCCAACACCUUUACAGGAGGCUGUAGCACAAGGUUUGCUCCGGAACUUUGAGCUGAUGGGUCAGCCAGAGUGCUACUUCUCCUCACUGGCAGAAGAACUUGAGGGCAAGAGGGACCGCAUGGCUGCCAUCCUGCAAGAGGUUGGUAUGACUCCUGUCGUCCCAGAGGGAGGCUACUUCAUGCUUGUGGACGUCACAUCUCUCAAUCAGGACCUGUCACAUAUGGUCGAUGACGAAGCCUACGACUACAAGUUUGUGAAGUGGAUGAUUAAAGAAAAGAAACUGGCAGCCAUUCCAGUCACAGCGUUUGUUGGAGAGGAGUCCAAGAAGCAGUUUGAGAAAUAUAUUCGCCUUUGCUUCAUUAAGCAAGACAGCACUCUCGAUGCAGCAGAAAACAUCUUGAAAAACUGGAGGAAGAUUUAAUGGGAUGCAGUUUCUAAAGACUCCAGCACAAUUUCAGCGAGGAGGAACAACUGUGAACAAACUGAAGGAACGGGAUUUGACUGCAAAAUUGCGCACAAACUGGAAAUCGGUAAAAUGCUAACAGUGAACAGUUAAUAGUAAAAUGCCUGUCCAAACUUUCACCUGUUUUAAGGGAGAGAAUCCUCAAGUCAACAUGACUGACAGGAAGUGUUCUGAUAAAUCCUGUAAGGUGUGAUGUGAGAUAACUAAGGUGUGAUGUCAUUUGUAUCCAUUAUCCCACAGUGGAUAUAAACAACCCCUUGUUCAUGGUCAUACUGUAGAGAUUAAUUUAGCAUUUUUGAAAGUUAAUAUUUGCAUAGGGGUUUAACAUGACACACAACAGAUGGGUUCAGUCAAAGCAACCCCUUGCUUACCUUUCUGCUGUAACUGUGCCCUGUCUUUAGUUUCUAAUAAAACUAUGACGCUUUGUGA
This is a messenger RNA of Siniperca chuatsi (mandarin fish), 1993 nucleotides long. RefSeq names its product kynurenine--oxoglutarate transaminase 3. The transcript has 14 exons. Bases 173 to 1522 code for a protein of 449 amino acids. Lineage: Eukaryota; Metazoa; Chordata; Actinopteri; Centrarchiformes; Sinipercidae. Gene Ontology annotation, cellular component: mitochondrion; cytoplasm. The record is from RefSeq and is a predicted model, not a curated record. Gene Ontology annotation, biological process: biosynthetic process. Gene Ontology annotation, molecular function: pyridoxal phosphate binding; L-kynurenine:2-oxoglutarate transaminase activity.